GUUGUUGAUUUUGUUCUCAUCCCUCUUGCUCUAAUCUAAUCAGUCACUCCAUUGAACCAAAGGAAGCGGAAGCGCUUCACAGCAUCAGCACAUCAGGGGAUCCAUGUUACUUGCAGCAAGUUUGCACUCGGGGAUCUCUCAUCAGCUUCCAAAGUCUCAAUCAACAAAGUCGUCCGUAAAGGAAAAGGACAGUUCAUCCGCCCAUAUGCAGGACGCGCCCUCACAAGGCCUAACGAAUGGCCACAAACAUCAACAACCCUCUACUUCCAGUAAAAGACAUCAAUACCAGUCGCUUGCAGAUGAGAUGAGAGAUGUUCAGUUUAAGCAUGAUCAUGAGCAAAUAUCUCCGGUGUUGUCAAAGACAAAGUUCAGGACAGCAAAGGCGCAUAGCUCAUCACACCUUGAAAUCAAAAAAUUACAAAAGAUACCCCGGAAAGAGUUGUCGGAUCCUCAUGGAACUGCAGGGGGAUUCGAACCUAUAUAUCCCUAUCCAGAAAACAAAGAUAUCAUUGUCUGGAGGACAAAAGACCCCAAAACCGCCAUGACCACCACCAUUUCAACACUUGAUACACGUCCUAACUCUGAUUCCAGAUCUCGCAUGUCACAAACUCGACGGAUGAUGGAUGAAAAGAUGGAACAGCGUCGAAGGGACGUCCUACGGGAUCUCUCUGGUCAGUUGGCAAAACAGGAAUCGUCACAACCAGAAUUGCUCAAGAAAUCAAGUAAUAGUAGCAUCCGUAGCUCAAAGGAGAAAGCAGCUGACACAUCAAUAUUAUCAGACCUAAGAAGGUCGCCUGAGAAUAACUCAAGACAUCAUCCAUCCAGAAAGUCAUCCUCAUCUGCCAGUCCGCCUACACAACACAAUCAAGCUCCACCAUCACCUCCGCUAAAAUCAUCCUUAAAAAGAAGUAGUCGUAGUAGUUAUAGCAUGGAUAGCUUUGACAAACGACUCUCAGCUGGUAAGACGCACUUACAACGGAUUUUAUCCUUGCCUGGCUUUGAACCCAAUCCAAGGGGGAUUGCACCGACGCCAUCACCAGAUGUGUCACUUGAGUUGACCCUCAGUCAGUCUGACACAAGGAGAAAGAAGCAUUCAAUGCAGAUUCGUGAGCGUAUGAAGCAAUAUGAGAUGCAGCUGGAUCAACGAAUCCAAGCAGUACAAACCAACAACCGACGGCUCAUGGAAUUGAAAUCGCUCCUUGAGCAUCAAAGUCAAGCAGUGGUACUUCACAACCCUGGCCGAGACGACAACAACAGCAAUGACGAUGACGAUGAUGAUGACAUAGAAUGGGUAGAAGAUCAACUGGAUCAGGGGCUGAGAGCUCAGUGGGAAGAAGCUCAGAUAUUGCUUGAGGAGAGUCAGAUAUUGCAGCAACACAUGAGGGAAGACCUGGAGCGAGAACGUGAAGCCAACAAACAGUUAGAGUCUCGUAUGCAGGGGAUGUCGAAUCAGCUAAAAGAGUUGGUUGAGUUGAGUGAAAAUCAGAAUGUGGAAUUGAAUCAAGUUCGUGAGCUUGCUACCAAAGAACGUGAGCAACUGGAGAAGCAGCUAUCUGAAGAGCGAGGAAAGCAAGAGCAACUACAGUUGGCUCUCGCAAAGGAGAAAGAAGCACUGGAAGGAGCGACCAGGCGAAAAUCAUCUGAUCAGGCUGAAUUUCGAAAACUUCAAUUGGAUAUCACAUCUCUCAAGCAACAACUCGAAGCCAAGGAGGACGAGCUUCAACGUCAUAAGGACGAUACCGAACUUCUUGCUAUCAAGCACUCGGAGCGUUUAAAAGAAUUUGAAGAUCAUAUCCAAAGCCUGGAAAAGCGGCUAGAGACUGAGAAAGACCGUUUUUCACAGGAUCAGGAGGCACGGACGCGAGUGAGAUGGCGGGUCAAUGAGCUGGCGCAAUCUGUAGAACAAAAAGAAGAUGAGAUGAAUGAGCUUCGAAGCAUGUUGGAGGAACGCGACGAGCUAUUGGAGGCUCGACAGCAUGAACUGGAGGAGGCGCUCGCGCUGGUUCAUUCACUUGAAGGCCGAUUACGGGAGGAACAAGUAGAGGCAGAAGAGAGUCAACAGCAAGAACAAGAGCAACAUCUCAAGGAGAUUCGACAACAUAGGACUGAAUUACGGGAUAUCAGGCUCAAGUUGGCAGGAGAGAGGGAAUCGAGCCGUCAGCUUGAAAACCGGAUCAAGCUUUUGUUAGAAUCCCAUCAAGAGACAAGCCAGUUAAACGAGUCCAAGAUUCAGCAGCUUGAGGAAGAGUUGGAGAAGCGAACACUGCAGCUUUCUCAAUCUAGCUCCUCAUCCUCAUCUGCCACCAACACGAUCCAUAAACUACAGCUUCAAAUCGACGACCAAGAACGUGCCCUGAUGGAGAAAGAAGAUCGGAUACAGGAACUAGAGCAGGAGCUCAAAUCGGCUCAGCAGCAGGCCCAGAAUGUAGUAGCAGAUCUGGAGCUGGACUUACUCGAACUAGAGAACGAACGAUCCCGUCUAGACAGUUUACUGCAGAAGGCACAACAACAAUCAAAGGAGGAUCAAAUGAAGGUUGCGGACUUGGAGGUCCAGUUGGAUCACAAGAAUCAGGAGUUGAAUCUUGAGCUGGAUCAGAGGCAGGGACAGGAAAAGAUGCUGUUGGAAAAGUUAAUGGAAGAGAUCGAAUCUGAAGAGACGGAGGAUCUUGUCAAUGAUCAACUCCGUGAGAGUGAUUAUGGACCAGAUGAUGGAUCCAUUGAAUACAUCUAUUCAAGGCUGCAGGAAAAGAUCCGAGAACUCAAACUAGAACGCUUCUACCAGGACAAAUCCCUGGUUGGCAUGCGUGUCAAGUUGGGCCAGUUUGAUGGUGAGAUUGAGGCACAGCAGGCUCAGUUAACACAGGCGGAAAAUGAUCGCAAAGGCCUUGAGGAGCAGUUAAGGCAUCUCCAGGACCAACUAGCUCAAGCAGUCGAUGAGCAGCAGCAACUUCGACAACAACUCGAGAAUAAAGAGUCACAAUUGAAAGAGAAUAUCAAGGAGGACAAGUCCAUAUCGAAUGGCUCAAUGUCCCGGAGCAAUUCGCAAAAUGGACAACUAUCAAUGUCUACAUCUAGUCGGAGACAUGCAGACCAGCGCGAUAAGGAAAAGAUCAAGAGACUUUCGACGCAGGUUGAGGGACUUGAGGCUCAGAUUGCUACGUUGGAGCAAGAAAAGCAACAGCUAAGUGAACAGUUGAUAUCCACACAGGAACAGCUACAGGCCAUGGAUGAGACGAUCCAAGACCAAGGCGAAGCAGCCAAGUCGAUCCGAGCAAAGUACACCGAGAGAAUUGUAGCGUUGCAGCGUGAACUUGUCAAGCACCGCAAGAUGGUGGUGAAGCAGGAGGGUCAGAUGUUUCUAUACCUGUCUGUUAUCGAGAAACUAAAGUUACAGUUGCGAGGAACUAAAGUCGAGCAAUGAGCAUAGAUCAUCUACCUACCUAUCCACCUAUCUAUCUAUCUACCUAUCCACCUAUCUAUCUAUCUACCUAUCUACCUGACCUUCCAACACUUUGUACUAUUAAUACCCGCUUUUGAAAACGCCCUGUUUGUCAAUAAGCCAACUAGCCAAAUAUCCAAAUACCAGACAAUUGAGAGUGACACAAAGAC
Lobosporangium transversale is the source of this 3609-nucleotide messenger RNA. RefSeq lists its product as hypothetical. The record is from RefSeq and is a predicted model, not a curated record. NCBI's taxonomy places the organism in Eukaryota, Fungi, Mortierellomycota, Mortierellomycetes, Mortierellales, Mortierellaceae. The coding region runs from base 104 to 3421 and encodes 1105 amino acids. The transcript is spliced from 2 exons.